Molecule: messenger RNA, 517 nt
Organism: Ilex paraguariensis (yerba mate)
Lineage: Eukaryota; Viridiplantae; Streptophyta; Magnoliopsida; Aquifoliales; Aquifoliaceae
Source: the annotation of a GenBank genome assembly
CCGAGAAUGCGACCCCAACUCCGGCCCCUCGGGAUGAUGCUACUCUUGUGUUUGCCGAUGCUUCAGUCGAGGUUGCUCCUGUCUCUGUCGACGUCGAGCCUGCCCCUCAGGACGAAGCUUCUAUGGUACGCACCGACAUAAUGUCUUCCUCUCAUAGCACCAACUCUUUCUCCACCAGCAUUGAUGAGCUUUUUGGUGGCAUCAGAGGUGGUAUCAGUGGCAAGGUUACUAGCCCACCAUAGAGCAAUUUUUUUUUUUUUUGCAACUUAAUUUUCAAUUCUUGUAGCUUGAGGGAUGUAAAGCCCUCCUUUUUGGAAUGCAAGGGUGUUUUUUUCUUUUGCUAAGUGUUGUUUUCUUUUCCUUUCUUGUCUUUGCCAUCAGGGCCAAGUCUUUUACUGGGGACCUCAACAUUAGAGAUGGCAGUGGACCAGAGAAAAAUGGGUAUUCGUCCAAACCCGUCUCGUUUGGACUGGGGAUGGAUUAUACGUAUUGGACGGUGGACGUAUACGAGAUACCC